GAUCACAGGCCAAAUUACCUUUUAAGUAUCAUAAAUACCUUCUGAUGUAUGCUGAGAUGUCAUUGUUAGCAAAGAGUGGCUAACCCGCUACAGCCUACCCGAGGGAGCCGUCGAGUUUUGGCAGUUGACCAAAGAAAGGACGCUGAGCCUCUGACAUGGACAACCUACCGAACAAUCAACCGGGACAUGUGCAGUAUUUUGAAGAGGUCAAGUACUACCCCAGCAACUACACCAUCCAGACGCUGCCAGGCACGACCAGUGACAUGAGCGCCUUCCAGCAGUACCAGCAGGUGAUGGUCCAGCCCAGCCCUGCCCCGCUCAAGGGUGUCGUACAGGACGCCUCGCAGAAGAGGGCGCUGCGCUUGUUGAAGAACAGGGACGCCGCGCGAGAGUAUCGCGAGAGAAAGAUUGAGUAUUUUAAGCGGCUGGAGAACCGCGUGGUGGACCUGGAGAAACAGAACAACGCUCUGAUGGAGGAGAUCCGAGCCCUGAAGAUCAAACACGGAAUCAAAGUGGAAAAAGAAGAGAAAAUGUGAAUUCUUCCACUUCUCACCUUUGUGGCAUAAUCAUGUUCGGUGCCACGCGUUGUGUUUUGGAAAUUUUGUUUGACCAAUAAAGAACCUUGUGCAAAUGUGACAUUUUAACCGGUGGGUU
This is a messenger RNA of Synchiropus splendidus (mandarinfish), 654 nucleotides long. Its product is annotated as cyclic AMP-responsive element-binding protein-like. NCBI's taxonomy places the organism in Eukaryota, Metazoa, Chordata, Actinopteri, Syngnathiformes, Callionymidae. The record is from RefSeq and is a predicted model, not a curated record. The transcript is spliced from 4 exons. Gene Ontology annotation, molecular function: RNA polymerase II cis-regulatory region sequence-specific DNA binding; DNA-binding transcription factor activity, RNA polymerase II-specific. Gene Ontology annotation, cellular component: transcription regulator complex; nucleus. The coding region runs from base 156 to 536 and encodes 126 amino acids. Gene Ontology annotation, biological process: regulation of transcription by RNA polymerase II.